GGGGGGGAGGGGGGGGUUAAAGAACCAGGCCGUACGGUCAUUUCAAGAGAGAGAAAAGGUAGGGGGGAGAGAGAGAGAGAGAGCGCGCGAGGGGGGAAUAAGCGAGCAUUCUCUCUCCCAUUCGACAGUGCCCAGCAGCACCUCGCCGUCCGAUCGAACUCUCCGAUCACUCGAUGAACAGUGUAUAUUUAUGCGUGGUGGUAUAUAUACAUCUAUAUUAUAUUUUCCCCCUUUUGCCCUCCUUGCUGUAGAGUAGUAAGUUAUACAGAACAGGGAAAGCCCCGCAACAUUCGAAUGGAGUUGUACGGACGGAACACGGCCAGGAAUGGGUCGCAGUCGGAUCGGCCGGGGGAAUGGGGCCCGGCGGGGGCUGAAACUGGCCUCGAAGAAUCAAUGCGGCGGUUGGGGCUCUGGAACAGAGAAAUUUUGUACCCGGAGAGGCCGGGCGCGCCCGACUGCGCCUACUACAUGCGAACUGGGUCCUGUGGAUACGGUACCAACUGUCGUUACAAUCAUCCUCGAGAUCGCACCGCGGUUGGGGGAGCUGUAAGAAUCGGAAUAGGAGAAUAUCCAGAGCGGCCGGGGGAGCCUGCAUGCCAGUAUUACCUUAGGACAGGGACCUGUAAGUUUGGUGCAUCCUGCAAGUUCAACCACCCAAGAAACGGUGGUGGUUCCAUUAGUAAUGUGCGAUCCAAUAGUGAUGGGUUUCCGUUACGUCCGGGUGAGAAAGAAUGCUCCUAUUAUUUAAAAACGGGGCAGUGCAAGUUUGGUAUAACCUGUAAAUUCCACCAUCCUCAACUGAGUGGCAUGCCAAUGCCAGUGCCUGCACGUCCAUUUUAUCCGACAGUGCAGUCUUCUACAAUUCCUUCACCUGACCAAUAUGGGGGAUCAUCAACCAGUUAUAGGAAUGGAAGGCCUCCGCUAUUGCCUGGCUCAUAUAUGCCAGGUGCUUAUGGUACUGUGUUGCUUCCCCCGGGAGUUGUUCCCAUUCAGGGUUGGAGUCCUUACUCGGGACCUGUAAGCCCUGUAUUAUCUCCUAGUGCCCAACCCCCAGUCGGGGCAGGUUCUCUGUAUGGAGUUACCCAGCUAUCUUCUUCAGCACCUGCAUAUGCAGGACCAUAUCCCCAAGUUCCCUCACCUGGUGUUCCUUCAAGCAGUAGUCAGAAGGAAAGAGUGUUCCCAGAGAGGCCUGGUCAACCUGAUUGCCAAUACUACUUGAAAACUGGGGAUUGUAAAUUUGGAUCAUCUUGUAAGUUUAAUCAUCCACCUGAUUGGGUGGUAUCAAAGACAAAUAGCAUGCUCAGUCCCCUUGGUCUCCCCCUCCGUCCGGGAGUGCAACCUUGUGCAUUUUAUAUGCAAAAUGCAUACUGCAAGUUUGGCCGCACCUGCAAAUUUGAUCAUCCAAUGGGAACACUAAGAUAUAGUCCAUCAGCUUCGUCUCUUACAGACAUUCCAAUUGCUUCCUACAUGGUCGGGUCUUCCAUUGCUACUAUAGCCCCAUCACUUUCAUAUUCAGAGCCACACCCUGAAUUUGUUUCGGGUUCUAAAUUGGAUCCCCAUUCAAGUAGAACGCCACCUUCUGCAAACACCUCUGGUAGUACCGUUGGUUUGAUCUUUUCCCACACUGGGUCUGCUUCAUCACUUUCUGAUGUCCAGCUGUCAGGUCAGAGUUCUACACCCAUAAGCAUUAGUAUGAGCACAAGACAAGGCGGUGAAGUUCGUCGAUCAAGCUGAAAUCCAUUCAUUGCCAUCUAAAAUUCGGCCUCAACAAUAUCUAUUCUGUUCUUGGAACUCAAGGACUCUUUAUUAUAGUUUGUUGUGCAAAGUUACAUCUCAUGUAUUAUCAAGGUCUGUUGUCAUAUUCAUAUAAUACCUUGCUUGCAACUGUUCAUUUAUGCUUAUAUAGUCUUUUGUGGCGUCAAUGUCAACUCAAAUAACAAGCUGAAAUGGCAAAUUCCACGUGAACUGCUGCUCCUUUCUUCUUAUUAACAAGAGGAAAGACCUUUCUUCUCUC
This is a messenger RNA of Diospyros lotus (date-plum), 2014 nucleotides long. Its product is annotated as zinc finger CCCH domain-containing protein 32. The record is from RefSeq and is a predicted model, not a curated record. The transcript has 7 exons. Gene Ontology annotation, molecular function: mRNA binding; metal ion binding. Bases 295 to 1734 code for a protein of 479 amino acids. NCBI's taxonomy places the organism in Eukaryota, Viridiplantae, Streptophyta, Magnoliopsida, Ericales, Ebenaceae.